Molecule: messenger RNA, 2042 nt
Organism: Drosophila erecta
Lineage: Eukaryota; Metazoa; Arthropoda; Insecta; Diptera; Drosophilidae
Product: type 1 phosphatidylinositol 4,5-bisphosphate 4-phosphatase
Exons: 6
Coding region: 284-1084 (266 amino acids)
Biological process (GO): phosphatidylinositol dephosphorylation
Cellular component (GO): phagocytic vesicle membrane; late endosome membrane; plasma membrane
Molecular function (GO): phosphatidylinositol-4,5-bisphosphate 4-phosphatase activity
Source: RefSeq, a predicted model, not a curated record
UGCCAGAUAGCCAGCCAGAGUGUGGCCAGAUCGCAGCGACGGUAGUGCAUUUUCAACAAAAAUAAGGUAAAAGAUAGCACAAAUAUGGCCAGCAAUUGUUAAACAAUUAUCACAAUUGCCUGUAUAAUAACCAAAUGUCAACUGUUUGAAAUCAACGCGCUCAGCAGCCCCCGCAGCAACAACAAAACAAAGGCAAUUGGAAGUGCAGCCUAACGGGAGUUGCUCCAGCAUAUAGAGUUUAUAAUCCAAAUAUAAGUAUCCAUUUAUCGGGAGUUAAUCCACCAUGGCGGAUCCAGAGCGACAGAGCCUGAUCAACAAGGACGACGGCAACGGCUACAAUUCCGUGGACGCCGUGGACGAGGGUGCCGAUAAUCCGGGCAGCAACUCAUCGGUGGCCACAAACGAGGACGGCAAUGGCGCACCGACGGCAGUGCCUUGCAUUGGACCCGAUGAGCUGCCGCCGCCGUAUCAGCAGAGCACCAACACCGGAGGCGUGCCGAUGGUCACCUGUCGGGUAUGUCAACACAUGAUUGACAUCACCACGAAGCGGGAGCAGCACGUGGUCAAGUGCACCCACUGCAAUGAGGCUACUCCCAUUCGGAACGCUCCACCGGGCAAGAAGUACGUUCGCUGCCCAUGCAACUGUUUGUUAAUCUGCAAGAGCUCGUCGCAGCGGAUCGCUUGUCCAAGGCCCAAUUGCAAGAGGAUCAUCAACCUGGCCCCAAGUCCCGUCACCCCGCCCGUGCCAACCAUGCCGGGCAUGUGCCGCGUCACUUGUGGCCAUUGUUCGGACACGUUUUUGUUCAACACGUAUCACAACGCCUUGGCCCGGUGUCCACACUGCAGGAAGGUCUCAUCGGUGGGCUCGCGCUUUGCCAACAGCCGCGGCGUGUUGUUCGCCAUCGUGGCGCUGCUGUUCCUCAUCACAGGCAUCGGUGUAACCAUCGGCACAUACUCGAUUGCUUCGAAUCACGGAGGCAUGUACUUCCUCUAUGUGGCGCUGUUCGUGAUUUCGGGGUGCAUGCUGGCCCGGUCCGCCUACUAUUUCCGCCUUAAAGUGAGCGCCAUCGAUGGGCCAAUGUAAAGCUAAAGCACGGGUCCCGUGGCAAGGAAGAAAGUGCAUUGUUUUAUUUUUAUAUAUAUAUUAUUCAUAUAUAUCAUUCCUUUUGAUAUUAAAUUUAAAACUAAACACAAGCAGCCAAUUUGCAGACGGAACAUAUGAACAUUUCUCCAGCAGUCCAGCUACAAAAAACUCUUCGUUUCGAGCAAAACUAAUAGCAAACAUAGCUAAAUUUACGAAAGGAGGUCCCCGUUUAAAGUGAUUUUGAAAAGCAUAAUUAGGAUAGUAAGGCCGUAACUAACUAAACACUAUACUAAAAGCAAAUAUUUCAAGUGUCGCAGAAGCAGCUACCUUUAAAGUGCUAAAUGAGGAACCCAGAUCUGUAGGCAGUCAUUAGUUAUUAGACCAGCGAUCGAUCAAUCCACAGUGCAUCUCAUUUUUAGAAUCGUCAGGCUCCAUUUUAAAGAUUGUACAGUUUCGUUGUUUAAGUGUCCGAUUUGUUAUCCGUUCGUGCGUGUAUUAACUAUUUCUGCAACUAUUUCGGUAUUUAUACAUUACGUAUUCGUUGAUACGCUUUUGAUUUUUGUGUUGCCUAGAAUUUAUCCAAUGCACUUUUCUCAGUUCGCGCCAAAGCAAACGAAAGCGUUUUGUUUCUUGGCGUUAGAAAUAAUUUGAAGGGUAUGCUAAUAGUGCUGAUGAAGGUACAUACAUACGCGCAUAUAUACCAUACAUACAUAAUUAUAAUGAAAAUAAACAAAGCAACACUUCUUGAACAACAGAGAACAAGCAACGCUCAUGCAGAUCCAAAAAAAAAAAACAAACGAAAAACAAUUUAGACAGCAACUGCUAAACUGCAAAAUUGCAUAUAUAUAUAUGAUUAAAAGGAACGGUUUACUUUUGAAAUAUAUAUAUACAACAUUUAUAUUUAGUACAUUAUAAAUUAGCAUACAUACACUGUAAAUAAAAAGAAAUAAAACCACAA